UUUUGCUGGUUCCCGCGGCGGCCGGUGACCUGCGCUGGCUUCCAAGUGGUUUGGACCUAUUAAAAGUUCCCGUAGCCUAAUGCCAUGAAUGUUGAAGCGGACAAUGUGGAAGAAAAAGCUGUCCAUUCCUGGUCAAGGAUCUCCUCUGCAGGACAGAAAGCACUGGAAGAAGCUCUCCGAGUAUUCAACCCCAUGUCCAAGGACCUUUCUGACACAGAGACCCAGCUGGUAGCUUUCCUUCAGGGUCUCAAGGAGGAAGGCUACCAGCCCACGAUCCUGAGGAGCAAAGACGUAUAUGGAUACAGUUCAUGCACCGCCAGAACACCCAGCCAGAUGAAAGGCUGCCCCCAAGACUCUUCAAACAUAGCCGCCUCUCUUUUGGACUCUGUUAAGGCUCCAGCCCAAAGUGCAGUAGCAAAACUAUCCGCCCCCCUAGCAGGCAUUACAGUAAGUUCUCCUAAAAAGCCUGCCACGCCAUUGUCCAAGAACAACAGUUCCACAAACCUCCUGUUGAACUCGUUGAAACGGACACGUUCACACACAUCGGAAGCCUCUGCAAUGGGCUUCCCUGCUAACAUGUACCCUGGUGUCUAUCCAGCCAUGCAGCUCUCUGUGGUGCUGGAAGCCUUGGUCCCGCUGAAAGCCACUGCGUCCUGCCUAGAGUCCAAAUGCAAACAAGGGCAUCUUGGGGUCUCUCCCUCAGACCUUAAACUCCUCAAGGCAGCUAAUGCGUGCAGGCAACCUCUGGCAGUCAAGGCGACAAAAAUGUCAUCGGGUCAGCUGGACCCCAUAGGGUACAGGCACAUAAUAAAGAAAGUGCCCGACUCUGCUGCCCUGACUUUCACCCUUUUGAAAGGACCAAAGGGUGGGGUGCUGCGGGAAAGCAACGCUUGCAAAGCCUCUGGAAUCCUGAACGGCAGGAUUUCCGGAAGCCCCUCCCAGAGCUGCGGUGCAGGGGCCUCCAGAACUAAAGAGCCACCAGUGGGCAAAACAGAACGGAGAGCAGGCGGCAGUCAGCCAGAGACUGCUGGGCAGAAAAGGAAAAAAGCAGAGGACAAGAGAGAGUUGCCAUGCAGAAAGAAACCCAGUUCCAUUCCCUCCUCCAGUAAACCAGAACGGGCUCCAGAAACAAUGAACCUGCUGAAAUUCCAGGCCAUCAAGGUGGACAGCUCUUCAGAUGAUGAACUGAGGAGGAGAGCACAGAAGAUCCUGAGGGUUAAUCUGUCCCCGGUGAUCAAAAUCCACCCUUUGCCUUGCUCUCACAGUGUCCCUUGA
This is a messenger RNA of Euleptes europaea (tarantolino), 1275 nucleotides long. It is a transcript of the gene CCDC71, whose product is annotated as coiled-coil domain containing 71. The coding region runs from base 85 to 1275 and encodes 396 amino acids. The record is from RefSeq and is a predicted model, not a curated record. The transcript has 2 exons. Lineage: Eukaryota; Metazoa; Chordata; Lepidosauria; Squamata; Sphaerodactylidae.